Messenger RNA from Punica granatum (pomegranate), 817 nucleotides. NCBI's taxonomy places the organism in Eukaryota, Viridiplantae, Streptophyta, Magnoliopsida, Myrtales, Lythraceae. The record is from RefSeq and is a predicted model, not a curated record.
CUUUCUCUCUCUCUCUCUCUCUCUCUCUCUCUCUCUCUCUCUCUCUCUACGAAAAUGGAUAUCAAUGGUAAUGCCUUGAUAUGGGGAACGAUUGCGCUAGCGGCAGGUCUGAUUACGACAAGCAUGGCAGCAACGACAUACACAGUCGGGGACUCAGUUGGGUGGACGUUUGGUGUGGAUUAUAGCACAUGGGCCAGCAGCAAGUCCUUUGCCGUGGGCGAUACCCUAGUGUUCAACUAUGGAUCAGGUAUGCACACAGUGGACGAAGUCCGGAAAAGCGACUACAGCACCUGCACCACCGGAAACUCGAUCACCACCGACAGCAGCGGGACUACCAGCAUCCUUCUCAGGACCACCGGUACUCACUACUUCAUCUGUGGGGUGGCUGGCCACUGUUCAGGCGGUAUGAAGCUUGCUAUCACUGUGGCAGCUGCCGGCUCAACCGUCAUCACGCCACCCUCAAGCCCCGCCACCACCAACUCACCUCCUUUGACCGCAAGUAACAGUAACUGCACAAGUACUACAAACCCAGGAAUAUUACCUAACACUUACUAUUAUCCUUAUAACUGGUCCUUGGGGACUAGAGUUCGUAUUCCAUGUGAUUUGUUCUUCACUUCCAUAAUAGCAUUUGCCGGUGUUGUCUUGUGAUUUAGAUCAAUAACGUAUAUACAUAACACUAUAGUUUGUAUUCCUUUUCCAUAUGUAUAGGUAGUCUUUCUGUGGUGGUGUUCUUGGUCCUAGAAUUUAUUACUUAACAGUUAAUUGAUGCAUGAUCAUGGAUGACUGUCAAAUAAAUUACUGAUUGAAGUGGUAAGUA